Chanos chanos (milkfish) is the source of this 3519-nucleotide messenger RNA. RefSeq names its product potassium voltage-gated channel, subfamily H (eag-related), member 4a (gene kcnh4a). Bases 1 to 3519 code for a protein of 1172 amino acids. Gene Ontology annotation, molecular function: voltage-gated potassium channel activity. The transcript is spliced from 16 exons. Gene Ontology annotation, biological process: regulation of membrane potential; potassium ion transmembrane transport. The record is from RefSeq and is a predicted model, not a curated record. Gene Ontology annotation, cellular component: plasma membrane. NCBI's taxonomy places the organism in Eukaryota, Metazoa, Chordata, Actinopteri, Gonorynchiformes, Chanidae.
AUGCCGGUAAUGAAGGGGCUCUUGGCCCCUCAGAACACGUUCCUGGACACCAUUGCAAAGCGGUUCGACGGCACCCAUAGUAACUUCCUCCUGGGGAAUGCCCAGGGUAGCCGUGGUUACCCUAUUGUGUACUGCUCAGAUGGCUUCUGUGAUCUCACUGGGUUCUCGCGGACAGAGGUCAUGAAGAAGACGUGUAAGUGUCACUUCCUGCACGGACAGGAAACGAGCGACAGGGUGACGCAGCAGGUCGAGAAAGCCUUGGACGGCCAAAGAGAAUUCCAGGCAGAGGUCCGCUACUACAGGAAAAACGGAAGCCCGUUCUGGUGCCUUCUGGAUAUUGUGCCAAUCAAAAAUGAGAAGGGAGAAGUGGUUCUCUUCCUUUUCUCCUUCAAAGACAUCACAGACUCCCACGGCAGGAGUCAUCACAGUUCCAGGAAACAGGAUGAUGGACCUCACAGUCGGAAACUCAGCAGUUCCCAUUUUACUCGAGCCCGCGAGCGUGGGCGGAGCGUCCUGUAUCACCUGACCAGUCAAUUCACCAAUAGGAGCAAAGGCAAACUGGCUAAUAAUGUUUUUUCCCAACCCACUCUCCCGGAAUACAAGGUGGCGUCGGUCCAGAAGUCCCGCUUCAUUCUGCUCCAUUACAGCGUCUGCAAGGCCCUCUGGGAUUGGCUCAUCCUCCUGGCCACCUUCUACGUGGCGGUCACCGUGCCGUACAACGUCUGUUUCUCCGCCCCCGACGACGGUAACCACGACAACCCCGACUGUGACUCCACCUAUCGGAGCACAAUUGUCAGCGACAUAGCCGUGGAGAUGCUUUUUAUCCUCGAUAUCAUCUUAAAUUUUCGCACCACCUACGUGGGGCCGGCCGGUCAGGUGGUGUACGACGCUCGCUCCAUCUGUCUGCACUACUCUGCCACCUGGUUUCUCCUCGACCUCAUCGCUGCGCUGCCCUUUGACCUGCUCUACGCAUUCAACGUCACCGUCACCUCCCUGGUCCACCUGUUGAAGACAGUGCGUUUACUGCGGCUCCUGCGUUUGCUGCAGAAGCUGGAUCGUUAUUCCCAGUAUAGCGCUGUGGUACUGACCCUGCUAAUGUCAGUCUUUGCUCUGCUGGCUCACUGGCUGGCGUGUGUGUGGUACGUCAUCGGACGCAAAGAGCUCACCAGCAGCGACCCCGUCACCUGGGACAUAGGCUGGUUACAGGAGUUGGGGAAGAGGCUGGAGACCCCGUACACAAACGGGACCCUCGGGGGCCCGUCCAUGAGGAGCGCCUACAUCGCCUCACUCUAUUUCACGCUGAGCAGCCUGACCAGCGUGGGCUUCGGGAACGUGUGCGCCAACACCGACGGCGAAAAGAUCUUCUCCAUCUGCACCAUGCUUAUCGGCGCUCUAAUGCAUGCGGUGGUGUUUGGGAAUGUCACUGCGAUCAUCCAGCGUAUGUAUUCGCGCCGCUCGCUCUACCACACGCGCAUGAAAGAUCUGAAAGACUUCAUCCGCGUGCAUCGCCUGCCCCAGCAGCUAAAGCAGCGCAUGCUUGAGUACUUCCAGACCACCUGGUCUGUCAACAAUGGCAUCAACGCCAAUGAGCUUCUGCAUGACUUCCCUGACGAACUUCGCGCAGAUAUCGCUAUGCACCUGAACAAGGACAUCCUCCAGUUGCCGCUCUUCUCCUCGGCCAGCAGGGGUUGCCUGCGUUCUCUCUCCCUGCACAUUAAGACCUCUUUCUGCGCGCCGGGCGAGUACCUCAUUCGCCAUGGCGACGCUUUACACGCUCAACACUUCGUCUGUUCUGGGUCUCUGGAAGUGCUUAAGGACGGCAUGGUGCUAGCCAUUUUGGGUAAGGGAGACCUGAUUGGAGCAGAUCUGCCUGGUAGGGAUCAAGUCAUUAAAGCCAAUGCAGAUGUGAAGGCCCUGACUUACUGUGAUCUUCAGUACAUCAGUGUCAGAGCUCUACGGGAAGUCCUGGACCUUUACCCUGAAUAUGGAAAUCGAUUCUCAGAAGACAUACACCAUAACCUUACUUAUAACCUUAGAGAGGGUCAAGCCAGAUUCUCCCGCUCCCCUCGGCUCUCUCAGGAUCGUUCUGAUGGCUCUUUGCAGCUUGACUCCAAACUGCCCUUCAUCGUGGAGGAAGAGGAAGAGAGCGGACAGGAGGGGAGUCGGCAGCCUUUGCUCUCACGGUUGGGCGGACAUCAGCCCAAUCUGACAGCCAUGUUGGGGGAGGAGCUUAGACACAUCAACAUGCUCCGCCUCUGCCGCUCGCCCACUCAGGGCUUCCGGGGCCAAAACCCCUCCCCUCAGCCCCCAGCCAAUGAGGAGCUCUCUCCAAGUCCUGUGCCCGUCCCCGGAGUGGACACGAGUUCGUGCCAUAGGCCAGCUAAACUGCUCAUCCCAUCCCUGAGCUGUGUCAGCCCACUGGACCUUAGUCCUAGGGUUGUUGAUGGGAUAGAGGACAAUGGACGUGCUUUUCACUUUAACGUGGAGCAGAGUGAAGUCACGACCAGCUCAGGGGUCAAAGAUCCAUUCCAGGUGAGUGCAAACUUGCUACUGGAGACAGAGGAAGUGAGAAAGAGCAUCAGCCAACUCAACACAGAGAUGACCCAUCUAAACCAAGAGGUGUCUAAUCUGACUAAGGAGCUGCACGACAUGAUGCAUUUCCUGCAUGGUCACGUGUCCCUUCCCCAUUUCCAUCCUUCUCCAUCUCCUUACCCACCUUUCAACCUGCACGCUCUCUCCGCCUCCCCCACCAAUGCCAACGUAGUCACGUCCUCCUCCGACUGGCCGUCGAGGCUGAAUUUCGGCAUGACCUCUGGUCCUUGCCUCCAGUCCGAGGCUGCCGGAAGGGACUCCUUAGGACCCAGGAGCAGCUGGAGCGGGUGCGGCGGGAUUCCGGCUCAGGGGAGGGGUUCCGUGGUGGGACAGGAAGGGGAUGUGGAACAUCUCCAUCGGCCGUCCAGCCCUCACGCCUCCUGCCCCCACUCGCCGUGCUGCUCUGACCUAGGUAGGGUGGCCGCUCUUGGAUUGGAGAACCAGUCAAGCCUCUACCAGGUCUCCAGAACAACACCUAACUCCCCCUACCAGGGUCACCAGCCCCUACAUCCAGGGCCUUCUCUCCUGGGCCUGGCAUCAGCUUUCCAUGGUCACCCUGGUUCGGACAGUGCGGCCCCCCCACGGGCUGGGUUUGGACCAUCCAUCGUCACCCCUAGCAACACUCAUCCCUUGUGUUCCCAUGGCAACCUGAGCCAAUCCCACCCCUCGCUCAGCUUGCAGAUGGCUCCCGAUCUCUCGAGGCCGCAGUCCGGGACGACCACGCCCAUCCACGCGUCGCUCACACCCAUUGGCCAAUCGCAGCCACACACGGCUGUCAGCUCGCUCACGCAUUCCGACGGGUGCAACUCAAGUUUGUUGCACUUUCCCACAGGUCCCAGGCAAAACGACCUGGUGGGAUCCAGUCCCAUUCACACUCACAGUCUAAUCCCAAACCCCACAGCAGAACCAAAGAGACAAAGGGACUAG